Cryptomeria japonica (Japanese cedar) is the source of this 588-nucleotide messenger RNA. RefSeq lists its product as uncharacterized. The transcript has a single exon. The record is from RefSeq and is a predicted model, not a curated record. Lineage: Eukaryota; Viridiplantae; Streptophyta; Pinopsida; Cupressales; Cupressaceae. Bases 1 to 588 code for a protein of 195 amino acids.
AUGGACAUGUUAGCAGUAUUAGUUGAAAAGUUCAAAGAGUGUAAGGCUUCAGAAGAGUUUGACAAAGAAGGCCUCUUAGAAGCACAUGAGAAAUCCUUCAAGGAGAUGCGGCAGAUGGAAUCAAUGCGAGGGUGUAAUACAAUGGGGUUUACAAUCCGGAAACCGUCGGAGCAUUGGCGGCCUUCCGUCCCACUGAAAGGGCUGCGGCCCAUUAGAGCAAGGGAGCUUCAAAUCGAUAAGCACCAUAAGGGAAGCGUUGUCAUCGGAACGCUGUGUGCUGAUCCGCUAAGGAUGGUCGCCAUUAUGACUAUCUUGGAAGACCAGUAUGGAGAUGCUGUUCGACUUGCAAUAUGCAACACUUCAACCAAUCAAAGUGCGAGCAGUCUUUAUCCCAAAGUCUCCAAGGUUGCAAUCAAACAGCCUUACUUUAAGCAAGGCUCCCAAGAUGACGCGCUUAUGCUGCGCGUUGAUAAUCCUCAAAACGUUGAGAUUUUGGCUUCCUUUCCAGGUCAUUGGCUAAGAGUUUGCUUGAAUUGCGCAAUAAAGGCAACAAAUGCUUCCGAGAUGAGGAUUGGAACAAGGCGAUAG